Bursaphelenchus okinawaensis is the source of this 1289-nucleotide messenger RNA. Lineage: Eukaryota; Metazoa; Nematoda; Chromadorea; Rhabditida; Aphelenchoididae. The record is from the annotation of a GenBank genome assembly.
AUGCACCGUGCCUUGCUAAAAACUUCGUUGAACACUUGUAUUCCUCGACGAUUUGCAGGUAAGACUAAGUUGUUUGUCUAUUUGAGGUUUUUUUUGGAUGUAAAUUGGUAUUAUUUAAUAGACAUGAGAAACGGGCCGGGCCCAAUUUUCAGGCCCGGCCCGAUCAAAAUUUUGCUCAGGGCCGGCCCGAUGGUAAGCCCGGGCCUAAUUUUUUUACGUGAAAAAGUGCCCGGCCCGGCCCGUUUUUCAUGUCUAUUUUUUAACGGUUUUUUUAGAACACUGUAGUGUUUUAUAAAAAUGAAAGUCCUAUAUCUAUGAACUUUUUUCUACAGUUUUAUAUUAACACAUUGUUGAUUUGUCAAUAAAACAUGUUAACAAAAAAUUUCAGGACACGGUCUUGCUGUUCACAGAGAUUCGAAGGCCAACAACCCUAAUGUCAAGUUUCAGUUCACGGAAGAGAAUCUGAAGAAGGUCAAGUCUUUGAUCUCCAAUUAUCCAGAAGGACAUGAAGCUGGAGCGUGCAUUCCGGUGUUGGAUUUGGCUCAACGUCAACAUGGAUGGUUACCUAUUACCGCGAUGCACGAAGUGGCCAGGAUUUUAGGUAAACCUUUAGAUUUUUGUUGGUUUUUAGGAAAAAUAGAUUUCAAUGGAUUUUCUAAAGGUUAUGUAUUGCUUUUGGCAAAGUACUGGCUAAUUUUUAUCGCAAAUUUGGGUUUGUGGAUUUGCACCAUGUUAUUAUAGCUUGACUUCUCCUUUUGGAUAAACCUUGGCUUGCGACUGCCAUGUUUUCUUCUCUGCAAAAUAAGAAAAAUUUAUAUUGUUUUUGCUAAAUUAAACAUAAAUUUUUAAAUUUAGGAAUGCCACGAAUGCGGGUAUACGAAGUAGCCACUUUCUACACAAUGUUCAACCGCGAGCCAGUCGGAAAGUAUUUCUUGCAAGUUUGUGCCACAACUCCUUGUAUGUUACGUGGAGCCGAAUCCAUCACCGAAGCCAUUACCAAAAAGCUAGGAAUCAAGCCGGGACAAACCACAAAGGACGGACUCUUCACUCUAUCAGAGGUGGAAUGUCUAGGAGCUUGUGUGAACGCACCAAUGGUACAGAUCAACGACGAUUACUACGAGGACUUGACUCAAGAUGAUAUGUCACAGAUUCUGGAUGAGUUAGCGGCCGGCAAACGCCCUAUUCCUGGCCCAAGAAGCGGUCGCUUGGCUAGUGAACCAUUGACUGGUCUGACGUCGCUGAAGGAAGAGCCAAAAGGUCCUGGUUUUGGACUACAAGCCGGUCUUUAG